Messenger RNA from Pelobates fuscus (common spadefoot toad), 1830 nucleotides. Its product is annotated as cytochrome P450 2C23-like. The transcript has 9 exons. The record is from RefSeq and is a predicted model, not a curated record. Gene Ontology annotation, molecular function: iron ion binding; heme binding; arachidonate epoxygenase activity. Gene Ontology annotation, cellular component: intracellular membrane-bounded organelle; cytoplasm. Gene Ontology annotation, biological process: xenobiotic metabolic process; epoxygenase P450 pathway. The coding region runs from base 205 to 1677 and encodes 490 amino acids. NCBI's taxonomy places the organism in Eukaryota, Metazoa, Chordata, Amphibia, Anura, Pelobatidae.
UUUCAAAUUUAAGGCCAGAGUAGCUGAAAUGGAAAAAAUCGGCAAACAAACUAUGCUUCUAAUUUGGAUAUUUGGGUCUACAUUUUGAAAUUGGAGUUUAGUUAAUAACCCUGUCUAAGUGCCAGAAGGCUGGGCAAUAAAUGCUGACACAUUCAGAGUUGUUUACAAGACAAAGUCUAUGGUCCCAGUGUUCACUGAUCGGACAUGGAGCUCGCUGCGUCUUUGCUGCUCGUCUGUGCUGUCACUUUCUUGAUAUUGAUUUUUACCCGGAGCCGAAAACCCUCCAAUCUGCCCCCAGGACCCACGCCUCUGCCUCUGAUUGGGAACGUCCUGCAGCUGAAUUUUAAGGAUUUCGUGAAAGAUUUUGUGAAGAUUGGCUCUAAAUAUGGUCCGGUGUCCAUGAUAUAUAUGGGACGGCAACCAGUGGUCCUAUUAAAUGGUCAUGAUGUGGUGAGAGAAGCUUUUGUAGACAAUGGUGAAGUUUACAGUGAUCGAGGACAUCUUGCAUUUCCUGACAUGGCUUUUAGGGGAUAUGGGAUCGUCUUCAGUAAUGGAGAACGCUGGAAGCAGAUGAGGCGGUUUUCGCUCAGCACCCUGAGAAAUUUUGGGAUGGGGAAAAGGAGCUUAGAAGAGAGAGUACAAGAAGAAGCAAAAUGUCUGGGGGAAGAAUUCCAAAAGAAGAAAGGAGAACUAUUUGAUCCCACUUACCUUUUGAGUCUAGCUGUGUCCAAUGUUAUAUGUUCAAUUGUUUUUGGGGCUCGAUUUGAGUAUGAAGACAAGGAAUUCCUAGCUAUGCUGGCAUUGAUGAAGGAGACAUUCCAGAUUUUGGCUUCACCAUGGGGUCAGGUCUUCAACUUGGCCCCCAGCAUCUUCAAGCACUUUCCAGGCUCUCACCAUAAACUGUUUAGUAACGUGAAUACAUUUCGAGAAUAUGUAAUGGAGAAGGUGAAAACUCAUGAGGAGACCUUGGAUGAAAACUGCCCCAGAGAUUACAUUGAUUGCUUUAUCACAAAGAUGAAAGAGGAGAAAGAUAAUCCUAAUUCCGAGUUCAACUAUGAGAACCUGUGGGUUAACCUGCUUCAGCUAUUCUUUGCAGGAACCGAGACCACCAGCACAACCCUGAGAUACGCAAUCCUCAUUCUCCUGAAACAUCCAGAGAUACAGAAGAAGCUCCAAGACGAGAUGGAUUCUGUUAUAGGGCAAGACCAGGAUCCAUCUGUAGCAGAUCGGUUAAAGAUGCCAUACUUGGAUGCUGUAAUUCAUGAAAUCCAGAGGUUUGCAGAUAUCCUACCCCUGGGGGUUUUACGUGCCCCCUCAAAAGAUACAACCCUCAGAGGAUACACUAUCCCUAAGGGAACCACUGUAUUCCCCAUGUUAACCACUGUCCUGAAGGAUGAGAAAUACUUCCCGGAUGCUCAGAAGUUUGACCCGGGCCAUUUCUUAGAUGAAAAUGGUUCUGUAAAGAAGAACGAUGCUUUUAUGCCAUUUUCAAUAGGAAAGCGAAUAUGUGUUGGAGAGGGUCUGGCUCGCAUGGAGAUCUUUCUGUUCCUCACCUACAUCCUACAAAAGUUUAAUCUGAAAUGCAACAUAAAGCCUGAAGAGAUCGAUCUCUCCCCAAUACCUUUCAGAGGCAACUUCACACCACGACCCUAUGAGCUCUCUGUCAGCCUGCGCUGACCAAUGCUGGACCACAAUGGAUCUCAACGCUUGUCUGGGGAUCUAAUUUUCUGGAUUGAAUUUUUGAUAACUUGAUCUGAUAUACAAUCUGUUUUGAAUGAUGUGUUUAGUCAUCGUGUGCAAUCUACUGGACAAUAAUAGGCUUGGAUUCAC